GUCUUUCUCAAGUCUCAGCCUUGGAGAAGAAGUUGAUCGUCAAUCAGAGUCCUUUAUCCAAACCAAAACCGUGUGAUCGAGCACCUGAUCUAGUGGAGUGGCCAACCAUGACUUACUGAAGCGUCAACUCAUCUCUCAACUACAGUGGCAGCAGUAGCUGGAGUAUCAAUUAUUCAACUCCUACACAGAACAUGGCCAUCAUAUACAUCACUAUCACCAAGCAUAUAAAUCGAUCUUUAUAUCUGCAUCUUUGGUUCCUCUUUGCUUUUCUCCUUAAUCAUCUUCCUCCAACAUCCAUUCUUGAACCCUUGUCCAAGAAACAACAAUAUUCAGAAUUUCAGCUGAAACACUAAUGCUAACUAUGACACAAGUAUAAAUAGCAGCAUAGACAGGCAUGUUGUUAUCAUCAAACACCAUUACUCAUCUCUAGUUCAGACACUAAUUAUUAACAUACACACAUUAAUUAGUGUGUUCUUCAUCAUCGCCGGCGAUCGAGCGAAGGCGACGAUGUUUUGCUUGCUGCAUCGGCUGUUCCCGUUCCUGGUUGGCACGGCCGUCGGCGUGUACGCGGCGCAGAAUUACAAGGUCCCCAACCUCCGGGGACUCGCCGACCGCGGCGUCGACGCCGCCAAGCAAUACGAGGAGGCCUACCGCAAGAAGCCCUCCUCCGGCGCCGGCGCCGGCGGCGGGAGCAAGAAGAGGAUGAACAAGGCCGUGGAGAUCGACGACGAUGAAGAGUAACUAAGUUACUGAUAGCUAGAGAUGCAAGCAGGUCGACCUACGAUGAACCGAACCCACUUAUAGGUCAAAUAAAUAACCCGUGGAUUUUCGGGUCGUGGCUCGGCUUGUCACAUCUAUAGAUGCAAGUGAAUUAGUGGAUAAUCCGCAUAGUUUUGCUUAUAAACAGGUUCGUGGGUUGGUCCACUUGCAUUCCUACUGAUGCUGGCUCCUACCCCAUCCAAGCUGCAAGGAGUAUAUAUGCUCUACAAAAACGAGCAACUAGUGUAUAAGUUAAAUUGUUUAGCGUAUGUAUGUACAAACUAACUGCUAUAUUCGUCUCAAAAUAUAACAACGUGAGACUGUCCAAAUUCGUGGUACUAAAAUAUAUCCCAUCUAUUUCUAGGUUGCUAUA
This is a messenger RNA of Oryza sativa Japonica Group (Japanese rice), 1132 nucleotides long. The record is from RefSeq and is a predicted model, not a curated record. NCBI's taxonomy places the organism in Eukaryota, Viridiplantae, Streptophyta, Magnoliopsida, Poales, Poaceae.